Athalia rosae (coleseed sawfly) is the source of this 4472-nucleotide messenger RNA. RefSeq names its product transducin beta-like protein 2. Gene Ontology annotation, biological process: endoplasmic reticulum unfolded protein response. The record is from RefSeq and is a predicted model, not a curated record. Gene Ontology annotation, cellular component: endoplasmic reticulum; nucleus. The transcript has 3 exons. Bases 1202 to 3241 code for a protein of 679 amino acids. Gene Ontology annotation, molecular function: nucleic acid binding; exonuclease activity; protein binding. Lineage: Eukaryota; Metazoa; Arthropoda; Insecta; Hymenoptera; Athaliidae.
UGGAAGGGGCAUCACGAGGAGCCGGCGCAGGCAAGAGCGAAUGGAACGCGCGAAAAACUAUGAGAAGUGAGACGAAACUCCAAAGAGAACGUGCGUCGCUAAGCUGACUCGUCAUUUCGAAUCUCGUUAAUUUCUCAUCGCGGCUGCAAUAUUUGCGAAAAUUAAUAACCCUCGCGUAGCGCCAUGAGCCGAUCGAUAGACGCCCCGUGAACGUUCUUCCGAUUCCGCUCUGAUUAAAUUUUGUAAAACGAAUAUUUGAAAUCAGAAGUGGUCGAGAAGGUGGACGGGACUUGGAGGAUCGUUGUCGUUUGGGAGAAAAUAGAGGACGGGAAAACGUAAAGGGAAAAAUUGAAAAACCUCCUUCGCCGAACGUUCGUCCAAAAGAAAUCAUUCGGAGAAUGCCAGUUGCGUACGACACCGGUGAAGCAGAUGUUAAAUCCACAUUGAUGUACAACAACCAGACCGACAGAAUUCCAACGACAUUUUUGCUCCUCCUACGUGAUAAAAGAACUUCGAGAAUUACUAAGAAAAAAUAGAAAAUCUUCCUAAAAAGGAGACUAUUGAUUGUCGUCGCAAAAAAUAUAAACGAAAGGUAGGGGAUUCGGCGAACGAAAUCUUCCAAUUCCUUAGCCACAAAUUAAUGAGGAUUUCAAGAAGAUUUAAUUCUACGAUUUCCACCACCUACGAUUACAAUUCGAGAUAUUGAAACCAGCGGCACCAGCGGCAGCAGCGCUCAGCUUUUAGUUUCAACCGCAGUUUGGCCGAGUGCGCAUAACGGGUAGUACGUAGUGUUCGUCGGGUAUUCUUGCUCCGGAUGAAUAAAAUGAUUAAAUGAAACUAUAAUUAAAUACGACUGCAAUCAAAUGAAACGAAUGCCACGAAUAAUUAAUCGGUAAAAAUAACAAGCGGAAAUGAAGUGUGAACGAAAAGUGUGAUAUCUUUUUAACGGGGUACCCAACGAGUUCGAUUGAAAAAAAGAAAAGUGUUUUUUCUCCCCCUCGAUUAUCGAAAUUAUUAUUGUUUUUGAAUGUGAUUAAAAAUCGAAAACAAAAAUUAAAUAGAACGUACGAGUAUCCCUGUGGGGGUAACAAACUGAAAUACAAAAUUAAAUCGCCACCGUAUAAAUUCGUUAGAAAUUUUGGGGGGUUUGUUCUAUUUUAUCUUGUUAUUUUUGUUUUGUGACGAAAAUUAAUACAAAGAUAUGGCGGACGUUGAGAUGACAAAUUUCGUCGUCAUGCAAGCGCCUUUUCUGGCAUGCGUUAUAUCGAUAUUAUUGGGAGCCAUCGGUCUCGCCAUCGCUUACUACAUAAUCGGGCGUGGGACAUCCGAGAAAAAUGAAAAAGAUAAAUUGUCCGAAAACGCUAAAUUAACGACAAACUCGGAUGACCACAAACCCGCGAGUAACGAGACAUCGACAUCCUCGUCUACCGCAAAACGCGUGAAAAAUAAAAAGAGACGAGAAGCACAACAGGAAUUCACGCACUCGUGGAUGGUUGGUGCUUUAAAGGGUCACGCAGCACCGGUUCUUGAUAUGGAUUAUUCCAGCAACGGAAAAUUCCUCGCGAGCUGUGCCGAAGAUUGCGACUUGGCGCCGGAAGAGCUGGACCCUGGCGGCGGCGGCGGCGGAGGUGGAGACGGAGAUGAGGAAGUUACCGGAGGACCGAGAUCCGAAUGUCCUCUGCUCGCCCAACCGUCGAGAAAAUUGGGCGGAAAGGAAACGGCCCAAGUACAAACGCCGGUAAAACGCGAGCGCGCGAUCCUCAGCCGAAGACAGAGAAAGAAUCGAACCAGGACACCGAGGGACGUCGUGAGCCAGAGGACGUGCAACAACGGUAACAACAAUAGCAACAAUAGCGGUAAUUCUAGCGGCGUGGACACGUCGAAUUCGAGCCCGAGCAACACCCCACCCGGUGUCAGGAGGAAUCGAGGGCCCAACGCCCCCGCGUCCCUCAAGGAGACGGCGAACGGAUCGAACGCGGGAACGGGCGGGAACAACGGCGGGAACAAGGUAUCCUCCUCGAAGUCCAGGAAAUCCCGGAAUUCGAACGGAGGGGCAAGAGAGCGUAACGGGGCGAGCAAGAUCCACCAGAAACUGAAUCUCAGCGACGCCGUCAUCGCCGCGUUGAUGAGACGCUACGUCCUCAGGGCGGACCAACUGGUCGACAUGGGUUACCCGGUCGAGGGGGACUUCUGUCCGGGCAGAGCGGUCAUAUUCAAGGACGGUUUCAACUUCCGUCAACUGCAGCAGAACCUGGACGCGAACGCCCGCGAGUUCGUUCCCGACGUUGGUAAGAGUUACAGCGAAAUAUCGGCCUCCUGGAAAGCCGAGAGAGCCGAAAGAUCGGAGCUCAGCGGGGACAGCGGUCACUGCAGCGUAAGUUCGUUAGAAAGUUCGGACGGCGAGCCCGAAAGUUCGGACUGCAGCGACAAGGCGUCCGACAUAGCCGACGGCACCGACUCCUCCUCGUCCUCUUCGUCCUCCGACUCAUUCGCGGGAUCAUUGGAACGCACCUGCGCGAGAUGUUACAGGGGCUUCAACGUCAGUCCGGAGACGGGGGAAUACCUGAGCAAGGAACGCUGCGUCUACCACUGGGGCAAACUCCACGACAGAGAAUGGCUGUGCUGCGGGGGCGUCGACGUUUCCAAGGGCUGUUCGUACGCGAAGAUGCACGUGUGGAGCGGUCUGGUCAACGGGAUAAACGGACCGUUCGAAGGCUACGUACGUACGAAACCGCGUAAAACACCACCUAACGACAGUUGUUACGGUAUAUACGCCGUUGACUGCGAAAUGUGUUAUACGCUCAACGGUUUAGAAUUGGCCAAAGUAACCGUUGUGGGUAUAGACGGUCGUUUGGUGUACGACACGUUGGUUAAACCGGAGGCUGAGGUUAUCGAUUACAAUACGAGAUUCAGUGGGAUAACGGCGAAGGAUUUGUCAAAAUCGCAUAAAACAUUGAGAGAUGUACAAAGUGAUCUUAUGGGUUUCCUGAACGCCGACACUAUUCUGAUAGGUCAUGGUCUGGAGAACGAUUUGAAAGCGUUGAGGAUAUUGCACACGACGUGCGUGGAUACCGUUAUUUCGUUUCCUCAUUACUUGGGACUCCCUUACAGAAGGAGUUUAAAAUCACUCGCCAGGUCACUUUUGAGACGCGACAUACAAACCGGUCAUCACGACUCAUUGGAAGACGCGAGGACAGCCGCUGAACUUAUGUUGUGGCGAUUGAUAAGAGAUUUGUCUUAACGGAUAUCCCAUCACCUGUAAAACCGAGACCGUAAUCUUCUUUUUCCUUCCCUUAACUUUCCAACGACAAAUGUAGAAGAAAAACAACAAAAAUCAAAUACCACGAAACGGUAAAAACAGGACUCAUACUUAUAUUUACGGAUUGGGACCGAAACGCACUGCAAUUACUGUGAUAUAAAAUUCACCCACCAGCCAUUCAUUAUUUCACCUAAUAUUUUUUUUUUUUUUUUUCUGCUCUUCGGACGCGCUACUACUUUAACUAUUUCAUCAUUAUAUAAAAACGUACACCUUCGUUCCGCCGUUUUUUCUUUUCUUUUUAUUUAACGACCACUUUGUACGUCACACUCUUGAUUAUUUUUAUUUCUUUUCCCCUAAUUUGGCAAAAUCAAUCGAAUCUCAAUUAUUAUUAUUAUUCAUUCAUUAUUAUUAAUAAUAUUUUUCCUAUCUUCGAAUCAAUUAUAAAUAAUUGAAUCCUCAGUUCCCUCGUCGUCGUUGUUGUUGUUAUUAUUAUUAUUACCGGAGUAAAUCUUUUUUUUUUUUUUUACUUUUUUUCGUUAACGAGUAAUUAGCGUUAUCAUUAGUAUCGUAAUACGUAAAAGCGUGUGAUUCCUAUUUAUUAAGUAAACCCUAUGUAAUUAUAUAUUUAAGCGAUAAUUAUGGACGAACAUUAUUAUACAAAUGUAUACCCAUAUAAGUCCCAUAUACUCUUUUCAGAAACAAAAAGCAAAAAAACUACAAAAAAAUGACAUUGAUAAAACGAACACAAUAACUCAUCGCGAAGUACGAAACAGCUAUUUUCACGAUCAUUACUAUCAUUAAUACUUUCAUCGUCAUUAUUAUUAUUCUUAUUAUUAUUAUUAUCAUUAUUACUAUUAUUAUUAUUACUAUUAUUAUUAAAAUUACACGCGUUUCGUGUAAAUAAUAUGGAGAUUAUUACGCGUAUAGGUAUACUUGUUAUCGUUAUGAAUCAUUUGUGAUAUACAAAGAUAUUAUGUAUCUGAAGAAAAAAGAAAACAGAAAGAAUUGCCAAAUUUCUGACAGAAAAAACAGGAACAGAGAGAGAAAGAGAGAUGUUGAAAGAGGAAGAAAAAUAGAAGAGUAUAAAAAAUGAGGUAAAUUUAAUCAAUAGACCGUCUCAAAAAUCCAAUUCGCCGCAGUAUAAUAAUUUGAUAUAAUGAUACGAAAAAUUGAAUGUAGGUACAUACGUACGUACGUUGCGUAGAAAAGAAGU